This is a messenger RNA of Coregonus clupeaformis (lake whitefish), 639 nucleotides long. RefSeq names its product acyl-coenzyme A diphosphatase FITM2-like. The transcript has a single exon. Gene Ontology annotation, biological process: lipid droplet organization; lipid storage; phospholipid biosynthetic process. NCBI's taxonomy places the organism in Eukaryota, Metazoa, Chordata, Actinopteri, Salmoniformes, Salmonidae. Gene Ontology annotation, cellular component: endoplasmic reticulum membrane. The record is from RefSeq and is a predicted model, not a curated record. Bases 1 to 639 code for a protein of 212 amino acids.
AUGUAUUUUGUCAAAGUGUCCUGGGGCUGGACCUUGCUGCUCUUCACAUCAUACAAGAGCUUGACCUUUGCCCUCCGGCGACUGAGCUCAUUGGUGGUGGCCACAGCCAUUUGGUACACCUUCACCGAGGCUUUUUCCUACAUCGAAGGUGCCACAGGUACACGUCACGUUCCUGAAUCUGAAGCCAUGGAUCAAGUUCCUCAUCAUGAUGAAAUCACCUCAAAGUGGAGAUACAUGAAGGCUGGGGGUCAAUGGGACGGCUAUGCCAUCUCAGGACACUCGUUCAUUCCGUCGUACUCUGCACUCAUCAUUGCCGAAGAAAUGGAACCUAUGGUGAACAUGAUGAAGAAGGACAGGAAUACUGUUUUGGAUUUGUUAUAUGUUUCCCUUAAUUGGAUAGUAAUCAUCUGGAUAUGGAUGUUUGUGUGUACCUCUGUGCACUUUCAUGAUUUCUCUGAGAAGUUUCUCAGGACAGUUUUGGGAAUUCUGCUAUGGUUUGUCACAUAUCGGAUAUGGUAUCCAAUGCCCUUAUCUCCUGGUCUCCACUUCAGCCAAAAAGCAGAGACAACUAGCUUAAAACCAGCACUACUUAGCACUAGGCUAGACCUCCUACUCUCUCGUACUGCAUUGGCUCUGUAA